This is a messenger RNA of Tuber melanosporum (Perigord truffle), 1855 nucleotides long. RefSeq lists its product as uncharacterized. The transcript is spliced from 2 exons. The record is from RefSeq and is a predicted model, not a curated record. Bases 1271 to 1624 code for a protein of 117 amino acids. NCBI's taxonomy places the organism in Eukaryota, Fungi, Ascomycota, Pezizomycetes, Pezizales, Tuberaceae.
CCUUAUACAAGAGGUCUCUCACAAUACUGGUACUCGUUCAGUUCUAUUCUCCCUCCUACCGUUAACACUUCACGAGCGAAUUUAUCUUCUCUUUUUUUGUUUUCAACACUUUUCCGCAGGUAGGGUGCCGCCGUCCUAGAACCGACCUUCAUGACUGCCAGAAUUCCCCCACCUCUCCAACAAAUAACAGGAUUUGCAUGCCAUUUUUUUUUUUUACUUGCUACUUCAGUAAAAUGGUCCCAGACCAUGUAAAGAACUCAUUUACAGAGCAGAUUUCGCCCUGGGAGAGUGGUUACAUCUCUGAUGGUUGUCAAAAUUGAGGCAAAAUCUGGGUGGAAGGAAAGGGACUAGUGUACUGGCCGUGAAUGGGACUGAGAGCCGAUCCAAGUGCCGGCACCAUAUCGAUACUCGAAUACCGAUAGACUACCGGUGCUCGUAUCAUCUCAGGCAAGAAGCACCAUAAACAGGGAUCCGCAAAAUAUAUGUCGAAAAUUUUUCGCGUGUCCAAGCUCCUGAAAACUCACUGCCCCCGUUAUCGAACACCUCUCAGGGCGUUGCAAUUGGCUCUCCUUGUACUCGUACUCGAGUAUCAUAAGGCAAUGUUUUUUUUUCUUUUUUCUUGUCUCAGCCGAGAGGCUGAGUCUGCGGUGAUAUGCAUACCCCUCUCCCAGAUACCGUAGGGAAUUUCAACGGCAUAGCACAUUUCUCUUUGACCGGUCCCCGAGCACUUGCGGUGCAUCGAGACUCGGUGCGUGCUGUUAGCCUACCGUAAUGACUCUGCUAAUCUGACAAAAGCUCGCUACCUCCCAGGGCUUAGAAGUGCAAUACUUUGCAUGCUACGCUUACCUUAAAAGUAUAUUCUAUUCGAUCGUCACUAGACCUAAUCCCACUCUCUGGCUCUCAAGCAUUCCCCCGUGGCAGGCGGACUGAGAACAGAUCACGCCUUGCUUGGCCUGCCGAUGCGGUGAGUUGGAUAGGGACAGUCACAACGGGCAGUCCCGGACGACAAGCCCGGAAGGCGCUGGUGGGCGAGGGGGGAGAGGAGCAUAUAAAGAGGUCCUGAAGAUUCGGUAUUACCAUGGGGUGUCACUCGCUACUAUCGCUACCGGGACCUCAGCGCUACAAUUCUAGCAGCACACAGUACCCCGAAUAUAUCUACCUACCUUCGUUAUAUAAACACCAAUUGAGAUACCUACCUACCUACCUACCCACCCCUUACACCGCCACAAAAAGACUUCCCCCCCUAAGCUACAUAAACCUUCACACAACGAUGAUGCCACGCAUCGUCUCCCUCCUUAUCUUCCUCCUCCUACAAAUCACAACAACAAUAGCCCACCCCCUAUCAAAACGCAAAGGCGGUGGUGGUGGUCGCUCCGGUGGAGGAGGAGGCGGAGGCACAGGACUAUCCUCCGGCUCCUUGAGCUGGAAGACCGUGCUCGUGAUCGUGGGCUCUAUUCUGGGCACGUUCUUGCUGCUCUAUAUUAUCUUCUGGCAGUGCGUUCCCGGCGGGAGGAUGUUUGACUGGGUGAAGAAGGUUAGGGAUCAGAGGUUGGAGAAAAAGUGGGCUAAGUAUGAAGUAAAGGAUGCGAAUGCUAGUGCGAACGAGGGGCAGGGGGGAAACUGAGCUCGGGGGGGUGGAUUUGAUUUUGUCUUCCGCAUGUUUAGUGAGAAUGGGAUGUGAGGAUGGUGCAUUCUUCUUGGGGAGUUAUGGGGAGUUUGGUUCUUCGCUUUCGUAUACUUCGGUGUCUAUAGCUAUGUCGUGGAAGUCAUGUUCGCCUUUCAGCUACUGGAAAUUUUUUUUGUUCUCAGGCACUAUUUUGCAUAUAAAAAAAUGCCAUUCUCCUUCAAAACCUGA